Molecule: messenger RNA, 6662 nt
Organism: Dicentrarchus labrax (European seabass)
Lineage: Eukaryota; Metazoa; Chordata; Actinopteri; Moronidae
Gene: ap1ar
Product: adaptor related protein complex 1 associated regulatory protein
Exons: 10
Coding region: 127-1029 (300 amino acids)
Biological process (GO): regulation of Arp2/3 complex-mediated actin nucleation; negative regulation of cell motility; negative regulation of substrate adhesion-dependent cell spreading
Molecular function (GO): AP-1 adaptor complex binding
Source: RefSeq, a predicted model, not a curated record
AGGAAGGAGGAUGAGGAAGUGGCUGCAGCCCUGUGGAGAUGUGUCUGUCUCCAGUGAAGCAGCAGCUGUCAGCAGGACAUUAAGCAGCUCGGGCAGCCAGAUAACAGCACAUCUUCUGACAAUGCGAUGGGUAACUGCUGGGCACAGUGUGUCGGGCUCUUCAGGAGGGAAGCCAACCGGAUCCAGAGAGGAGGCGGGUCAAAAUAUUUCCGAAGUAGUACCACGGGGGAGCAUUACACAAUAGAGUUUGAAAAUCUGGUAGAGAGCGAUGAGGCUGAGAGUCCACAGCCCUGCCCGAGGCCCAUCAGUGAAGAUGAGAUCCAGCACCUCAAGGAGCACCGCUACACUGCUAUCACAGACAAACAGAGGCUGAUAGACCAGAAGCUGCAAGUGGAGUUAGAGGCACAAGAGGAGAAGUUAAGGCUAGAAGAAGAGGCUAGAAAUGCCGCCCAGCGUGAGGCCGCCAGGUUGGCACGUGAACGCAAAUUGAAGGAGCAGCUGUCUGCCCAGAGGAAACGGGGCAAAGCAGAUGGCUCCGGCGGUGAAACUCAGCAAAGAAAACAAACCUCAGGGGAGGAUUUUGACGUCCACCUGCAGAAUAUAAAAGCCCAGUCAGAGGCUUUUAGGAGUAACAGACUGCCCUCUGACACCAACGUGGUGACUCCAAACACAGAGUGCAGCUGGGACUUCACCACCAAGACUCGCUCCACCAACGAUGACGGGACCUCACUGGAUCUAGAGUGGGAGGACGAGGAAGGAAUCAAUCGUGCACUUCCGGUCUGGGAGAGGUCUCGGACGGAGGAGGACAUCCUGCGUGCAGCCCUGAGGCCCGGCAGCAAGCAGAUGAACAGCGGCCCGACCUCGGCCUCCGAAGACUCCAACGCGCUGGAGUGGGAGAAUGAUUUUGUGAGUACGCAUCCAGAGGACAAUGCAGACACUGAAUUUCAAGGGUUUGUCAAUCCUGUCCUAGACACUCCCUCUGAGGACACCUCGGACCGUGGCCUCAGGUUGGACAACCAGGACAGAUAGUGUCUAGCACCAAAGGAGACGUUUGUUUGUGUGUUCUCUUCAUGUCAAAGCUCACCAGCUUUUUGCCUCAUGAAAUGGAAAUGUACUUACUUUCUCUUCAUAUUCUGUGAUAUGAGACGCUGAUGCUGCGGGAAUAUGUUGUGCAUCUCUACACUGCAGUACAGUGUGGAGAUGUAUUUAAUCAAACACUCAUUCUUUCAGUGCCUUCAUUUGCCAAAUUAGCCGACCAUUUUAUGCAUUGUAACUUGAACUGAUCAGUUUCCAUCCAUUACCAUUUGACACAUUGUUCAGUGAGUGCUUAUUUUCAAUGCACAGUGCUCUGAUGACCUCACAGAAGCUGCCAAGCUACGCUGAAAUGAAAAAAAGCAGAUGGCUGCUUUUUUGAAUUGUUGUCACUUAUGGACGUUUUUCACUGGUUGGUGGGUGGGGGGGAGUGAGUCAUGGAGUGUAACUUAUGAAGUUACGUUGUGUUUUUUAAAAUCCCAGCAGGGAAAUUUGUCCUCUGCAUUUGACCUGUCCGAACUAUUUAGCAGCCACAGUGCAGUGCCUGGAAAGCAACUGUAGUUCUGAGGCCAGUACCUUGGUCAGUGGUCAGCAUGUCUUUAAGUGUAUUUAAAAAAGAAAAAAACACACACACACAAACUACAGAAAAAAUAUCCUCACACAGCCCUCAGUUUCUCUACUUAGGUUCAGCUCUGCCUUUCAGUUGUAUAGAGUUAUUGCAUGAUGGCAAAAGAGGAACUGAAUUCCACAUAAGGGUUGCUUAUGAAAAGGUACAUUAUACUAAACUGUUUUGAUGAAUCAGAAUAAUAAUACCAUCACUGUUUCUACAUUUGAGCCUGGACCGAGGAUUUGGGGGGAGUUGAUGGGGUAUUUAUCAUCAAUUUUCUUCUGAAUCUUGGAUUGAUUGCACAACAACAGUGAUCUAUAAUAAACACAGCUUAUGCAUGGGUGCGUAGCCUAAUAUGAUGCAGAGUAAAAAGGCCAAUCUGGGCUCUACCAAAUGUUACUCUGACUGGAAUUAAGGCAUUUUCUGAUAUUUUAUGAAACAAACAAACAGGAUAACUCCUCAAAACCACGUUCAUAUCUGAUUUAAAUUUGUCCACCUCUCAGAGCUAACAGGCUCGUAUUCAUAAAAAAUAAAAAUAAAGAGGCCCAAGCAUGAAAACACUUUCACUGUCCCUCAGUAAUAUGCUCAAUUUUCAUUAGUGAACAUCUAACAAGAGACUUUUUUAUAAAACAACAUAAUUAAGCACAUACAAUGAUUCCUCUAUAUAAACCCAAUGUCAUUUUUUUUUUUUGGACUCUUAGAUUUUAUUAAAAGACCUUUUUUUUAUGUCAAAACCAAUAGCACAGAACAGCAGAAUCAUUGCCAGGCACCAUGACGUCCUCAACACAUACAUUAUAUAUCAUGGAUUCUCAAGGACAGCAGCUCUUCAUGCAGCUCAACAUAAUUUGCAUAUAAUUGUCCUUGAUUUGCAAAAGCAUAAAGCAAAAAGAAGGUAAAUGAGAUUUUAAGUGGUGAGGAUGAGCAAACCAGCAGCCAGGUUCCUUAUUCCAACAAAUAUUUAAAACUCUAAAUCACCGGCUUCUAAACUGCACAUCUUUUAAAGGUCCAGUGUGUAACAUUAUAUGAGGCUCUGUUGGCAGAAACAGAAUUUAAUAUUCAUAGAUGUGUUUUAAUUUGUGUAUAAUCACCUGAAAAUAAGAAUCAUUGUGUUUUUGUUUCCUGAAAAUGAGUGAAAAUGUUUAUAUCCACAGACGCUGCGGGUCGCCUACAGUAGCCCAGAACAGACAAACCAAACGCUGGCUCUAGAUUGGGCUAAUUUAGUUUUUUGCGUGUUUUGGAGCACCAUAGUUUUGCCCUAACGGUUGGAAAUGGAGGGCGAAACGAUGCCCCUUUAUCCUAAACACUGGACCUUUUUUAAAUGCGAUUUUUAAAUGUAAAAAUCUCUGGUUCAGGAGUUGCCACACUAGCCUGAACGGUAUGAAACAAUAUGGAAAUGAAAAAACUGUAAUUAGCAAUAAUUUGAUGGCACUAAUUCUGGAUGUUAUUCUAGAUCUAACUUCAUGUGAUACGUCUCAAAUCUAAACAACUGGAGUGAAAUAAUUUUACUGUUAAUGUGAAUAGUUGCUCUGAAAUACAGGGGAAUAAUUGUAGAAUAUAGAAUAGGUGGGACAAUCUUCACUAAAAACUAAAAUCACUCCCUUUGCCACCUUUAAAAGAGACUUGACUGAUUUCCGAAUCAUUGCUGGCAUUUGGUGUAUUUAGGAAACAAAUCUUGUGUAAUGACUUUUGAUUUAAUCUGAUAUGAAACUUUCAUGAAUCAUAAUCUGAUUGUUGUUCACUGCUAAUAUUAUAAGCAAUAUUUUGUGGAGUCUGGAUGGGGGAAAAAAAGAUCAAGGUUACCAAACAUGCAAACAUGACUCAGUGGUGUAAACUUUGUCAUGUUGCUACAAUUGAUCCAACGCUGCUGUAUACAUUGUUCCAGUUCUUGUUGCGUUACAGUUUUAUAUCCUGAUAUUUUGACCCAUCACGUACGGUCGAGCAUGAGUUGAAACGAUAGUGUUUCUUGCAUUUAUUAUUUAAUCUGUGUGAAUCAAAAGUAGUUUACUGAUUGCACUGCAAUGUGUGGAUUUUUAAUUUGGUGUUAGCAGCUCAUAGGAGACAUUCACUGAAAUGAUUCACUUGUUUGAAUAGGAAACUGAUCGGACACACGUGCACUACUGUAGAAGUGUGUAGACGAGACACGGCUUGAUUUGCUUGAGUGUGUAAUUUAAAAAUAAUAUUGUUUUGAGCACAUUUGAAUAUUAUGUUUUUUGCUGUGAUUACGUGAUCUCUGAUUAAUCACUGUAAUUUUCUGUAAAAAAAAACAAAACAAACGACAACAAAAAAACCUGUAUCUUCACAUUCCUUGUCACACCGAGCCUAAGAGAAAAGAAAUAAAAUGUAAUAGAGAAAUGUAUCGGGCAUCCCAUACACUCACUGUAAUGACCAAGUGUACACGAGGUAUCAUCACCUUAAUGUGAGCUGCUGCUGGAAGUCAGUUGUUUCUGUGUCAAUGUUUGAGUGUUUUUUUAGCACACUUACCGAAAGUACAAGACUUUAGCGCCAGGACCUCAAACUGCCGGCCCUCCCUGAGAGCACAAUCCACCUUUUUUUCUUAUCAUAUCGAUUUAAUCUACUCUUUCACAUACAAUUAAAAUAAAAAUUCUGUUUGAGUUUGAGACCCCUGAUUUAUAGAACCACAGGCAGCACCCAUCCUAAUACAAAUCACAAAUCUACACUCUGAACUUAAAAAGUAGAUCUCUGGAUGUUCUACAAAGCUGAACUAGAGGUACAUGAAUCCUAAGACGAGAGUUGGGUCUACCUCUGCUUUAUACACUGCACUGAGUGUGUUUCUUUGUCACAGCUCCACUGGUUGAACAUAGAUAGCACUGCUGUGGGUCAGGGCUCCCUUGAGUCCCAGUGAUACUGUUAAUAAAACUGUAAGCCUGUUCACACUGUACAGCUAAUUAUUUUUUAUAAAAGUUAGUUCUAGUAUCUUAUUUGUAGUAUUUGCUCAUUUCUAUAAUUCCCAGAAUGAUAUGACUUAGUCACGGGACAAACAACCAAAUAACCUCCUUAAUGUAUGCUGAAUGUAUUUACUGUAUCUCCUUUAAAGGUCCAGUGUGUAACUUUUAGGAGGCUCUAUUGGCAGAAAUGGAAAAUGAUAUUAAUAGAUAUGUUUUCAUUAGUCUAUAAUCACCUGAAUAUAGGAAUCAUGUUUUCAUUCCCUUGAUAUGAGCCGUUUUUAUCUACAGACACCUUGGAGCGCCUUCCGUCCACCAUGUUGAACCGGCUGUAGAUUUCUGGCUAUAGAUGGGGCCUUUCGCAUUUCUCUUUCAUAGUUUUUCGUACACACUUCACAACCCGUUCUCAUUCCCAGGACGUCGAGUAUAGAUGCGAGCGGUCAGUUGCAGUCUGAAACUUCACCACUAGAUGCCACUAAAUGCUCCACACUGGUCCUUUAAAGGCAUGCUACACAGUUCAAUUUUAGCUUUUGGGUGGGGAAGCGUGCUGUUUGAGGCUCUCAAGUAAAUAACAAAAAAAGGACAAAAUGAUGCAAAGAAUAGAUGGAAAUAGCUGAAAGGAAACUAGAUUUUUCAGUACAUAUGAUACGGUACAUAUAUACUGUUUACAAAGAGUUGAUUCAACACAUUCACAGACUGUUUAUCUUACUGAUAUUCUGGUUUUCACAGCACACAGGUCAUGCAGCACAGACUCAUUUUAAGUUUUUUUUCUGGCCGAGCAACACACUUUUUAAAAAUGUAUUUAAGCUUUAUAAGACCUUAAGAACAAAUUCAUAUUUACAAUGGCUGCCUGGGUGACAGGAGACACAUUUCCAUGCAACCAGCAGCCGGCAGCAUUAAAAGAUCUUUUUCUUCUUCAACCUUUUUUUUUUACAGUCGUAGUGGAGCAGGCCAGUGCUCCUCCGUCUGAGGUUUUUGGAAGCGUCGCUUUACUCUAGUUGCUUCAAGAUGUAGGAAUGCGCUGUUGAUAAUCUGUAUUAAAUUUCACAAAACUAAAUGUCCCCUUUGCUGGUCUGUGUUUAAACUAUAACAGUGAUUCAACUUCCUGUCAGUUCAUGGAAGCGUUACUCAGUAGCUGUCCCGAACAGACUGUGCCUGGUAAAGCUCUGCUGUGAACAGGAAGUGAUACAUUUCAUAUUUCUGGAUUUUGAAGUAAGUAGAGUAAGGCUUGUGUGAUUAUGUGUGAUUGCCUAAUUUUGUUUUUGAUUUAAAAUGUGUCUCCUGUCACCUUCUCGAUCGCUGAUUAUUCACCUGUUUGAUCACCAGUCAAUCAAACCAGGUGACCUCUGGGAUGUGCAGCGAGUAAACUCCUCACUGAUGACAAAAUGAACAAGCUGAACGUAGUCAAACCUGCCGAAUGUGUUGGAUAAUCCAAUGAUGAUUUAUGAUUUAUAAGUGUAUUUACAGUGCUGCCCAAAGUUUACCUGCCAUAAGGUUAGAUUUGACCUGCCAGAUGAUUCUAACAAAUAUAUAUAUAUAUAUCAUAUAAAUCACUUUUUAUGUGGUUUUAUUAUUUGUGAGUAAAGUGUAGUCAGAGUGUGUAGUGUAGUGUAAGUCAGUCAGUUAGGGAAACUUGGGAUCCUAAUACCAUUUUGCAUCUACAAGUGCUUUAUUAUUAUUUAUUUAUCUAUGUUUGGGCUCCUCUGGUUUAUUACUUUAUCACGGGUUACAAAAAUGUGUAAUAAAACCGACGGUAAUAAUGUUACAACUUGGAAGAAUGCGUCAAGUUGUUAGAUUAUUCAAUAUGUUUAAUACAUCGGUAAAGUAACAAUACAUUUAAAUGUGGUGUUUUUAAGUUUGGUUCACAGUUACUACAAGUUUUUUCUUGAAUGAGACCAAAAAAAAAAAAAAAGUAUCUUCUGUAUCUUCACCUGUCCAUUGACAGAGAGUUUGUCCCAAAACUAGAAUAAAUUGUGCACAUGUAUAAAGAACUGUAUAACGGUGGAUUUUUGGAGGGAGGCGGGUUGAUUUUUAUUUCUUUACAUGUUUGUGACUGAACAGCUUUACAAGAUGAAAUGUGCAGCUCGGACUUCUCUGUAAAUAAAAGUUGUCUUUGCAUA